Molecule: messenger RNA, 1722 nt
Organism: Populus trichocarpa (black cottonwood)
Lineage: Eukaryota; Viridiplantae; Streptophyta; Magnoliopsida; Malpighiales; Salicaceae
Product: serine carboxypeptidase-like 7
Exons: 14
Coding region: 567-1481 (304 amino acids)
Biological process (GO): secondary metabolic process; proteolysis
Molecular function (GO): serine-type carboxypeptidase activity; acyltransferase activity, transferring groups other than amino-acyl groups
Source: RefSeq, a predicted model, not a curated record
AUCAGACCUUCUCAUCUGGGAAAACUAAACUUUUAAGCAGUUGUCGGCUACUAGUAUACCUCAAGAAAACUACAUCGACACCAAAACAAAUGGCGAAACAAUGCCUUCCUUUUCUUUUGUUAUUACAGGUUUGGUUACAGCUUGCUGCCGCCCACUCCACCGUCAAAUAUCUUCCUGGGUUUAAGGGGCCCCUUCCCUUCCACCUUGAAACAGGAUAUGUUGGAGUGGAUGAAGCGGAGGAUGUGCAGCUCUUCUACUACUUCAUCAAGUCCCAGAGGAAUUCUAAAGACGACCCUCUCUUGCUUUGGCUAACUGGUGGCCCUGGCUGCUCUGCGUUCUCUGGUCUUGCUUUUGAAAUCGGUCCAAUAAAUUUUGAGGAAAAGGAAUACAAUGGGAGCUUACCUACAUUGGUUUUCAAUCCAUACUCAUAGACACAGGUCUCCAGCAUAAUAUUCUUAGAUUUGCCUGUUAGCACUGGAUUCUCCUAUGCAAGAACCCCACUUGCUCUUCAGAGAAGCGACUUCAAACAAGUUUCGCAAGCUGAGCAAUUUCUUCGAAAGUGGCUAAUGGAUCACCAAGAACUCCUCUCAAAUCCAGUUUACAUUUCUGGUGACUCCUACUCAGGCAUCAUCGUUCCAGCUGUUGUUCAAAAGAUUUCUAAUGGGAACAAUGAUGGUACCAAACCACUAAUAAAUCUCAAGGGAUACACACUUGGGAACCCUUUUACUGAUCCUACUUUUGAUUUGAACUCAAGGAUUCCAUUUUCUCAUGGAAUGGGACUUAUUUCUGAUGAACUCUAUGAGUCACUGAAGAAAAGUUGCGGAGGAGAAUAUCAAUCGAUCGACCCAAAAAAUUCAGAGUGUUUGGAAAAUCUAGAGGCUCGUGACAAGUGCAUUUCAGAAAUUGAAGAGUCCCAUAUUUUGGAACGCAAGUGUCCUAGUGUUACCCCACGUCUGAUAGAUAUGUUCGGCAAAAGAAGAAAUCUCCGUGAGAACUCUCAAGAAUUCCUCCAUUUCAAACCUGAUCUUCCUACCAUCGGAUGUCGUACUUAUGGACAUCUUCUUGCUACUUAUUGGGCAAAUGACGAUAAUGUCCGCAAAGCACUCCAUGUGCGAGAGGGAAGCAUCGGUGAGUGGCAACGAUGCAAUUAUAAAUCACCUUAUACUCAUGAAAUUAAGAGCAGCGUCAAGAAUCAUAUAGACCUUGGGAUAGAAGGUUACCGCAGAUUGAUCUACAGUGGCGAUCAUGACAUGGAGGUACCAUUCUUGGGAACUCAAGCAUGGAUAAGAUCUUUAAACUACUCUAUUGUUGAUGACUGGCAUCCAUGGCACUUUCAAGGUCAAGUUGCAGGAUACACGAGGACUUACUCUAGUCAAUUGACAUUUGCGACUGUAAAGGGUGGAGGGCACACUGCUCCUGGAUACAGGCCUGCAGAAUGUUUUGCCAUGUUUAAAAGGUGGAUAGUUCAAGAACCUUUGUAACUAGGCUGCGACCAAAAGCGCUGCGCCAUUGCAUUGGCCAAGCUGAAUUUUAUAAACACAAGUCAUGCUCUGGGUUCUGAAAAGAGGAGAUAGUGUUGAGUCACCAAAAGUGGAGAAAAACUUAGUACAGUAGAGAGCUGAAUCUCUUGUGUACUGUGAGCUGUGUGCACUUCCUGUUUUGUGAAGUUCUUCUAACAUCUUUACCCAUGUUAUUAUCGAACUGUUGAAAUUAUUAAGUGCA